This is a messenger RNA of Corticium candelabrum, 21948 nucleotides long. RefSeq lists its product as uncharacterized. Gene Ontology annotation, molecular function: ATP binding; ATP hydrolysis activity. The transcript is spliced from 13 exons. The record is from RefSeq and is a predicted model, not a curated record. The coding region runs from base 55 to 21714 and encodes 7219 amino acids. Gene Ontology annotation, cellular component: nucleus; preribosome, large subunit precursor. NCBI's taxonomy places the organism in Eukaryota, Metazoa, Porifera, Homoscleromorpha, Homosclerophorida, Plakinidae. Gene Ontology annotation, biological process: ribosomal large subunit export from nucleus; ribosomal large subunit assembly.
ACUAAAUUAGUUCGAGAUUAUCUUUGCGGAUGUACUGAUAAAGGACUUGAUAAUAUGUUCGUUGUGCAAUUGUCUUCUGACACUCAAGUAGGAGAUAUUAUAGGGCAAAUUCAUCCUUUCCGAUUUCAUGCUGCCCUGGGAGAGCUGAUUAAGAUUGCCAAGCAACUAUUUGAACGUCUUCGACUGCAUGACGUAAACAGCAGUGCACUGGAGGAAGCGGGCGAACUGCUGGACUCGUGCAGAGAAAAGUGGAGAAAUCGUGCAAAUGUUGUUGUUGAAAGUGCUUCCGCUGCGAUCGACCCUAUCCAAAUGUUAGAUGAAGAAGAAAUACACGUUAGCGAGCACAGGGAAGCGAUUACAUCGCAGCUUGUGAGGUCCCGUUCUGAAGAUCAUAGUUGUGUAAUAGAGUCAGAAGCAGAAAGCGUGGAAGAUGAUCUAAAUGACGAUAUUCGGGGGUACUUUGGCGAGUGUGUCGAAGAGACGGCCAUCGAAGAUUCGUAUCAGAUGGACGACAAUGAAGUAUUACUCACACCAGUCGACGAGAAACCUGUUGGUAGUGUUGCGGAUGAAACAGCCUUUGAAGGAAGCGAAAACGGUCAAUAUUUCUUACAUACUGGUUUAGCAACAAACAAUUACGCGAAGACAUCGAGAAUAGAGAAAGAACAGGUGUCUAUUCCAGUUUCGAGUAGUAAUGUUACUGAGGAUGAGUAUGUUGACGACGAUACGGACGACUAUGCACCUAUCGAGUAUUUUCCCGAUGAUACCACAAACUAUGUAAACUAUGAAGGAGAAAUUGCCAAGUCGGCUCCUCAAAUUUCAAGAGAUUUUGCUAGUGAUGAUGAUGUUGACGACACGGAUGACUAUGCAUCUUUUGAGUAUUUUCCUGAUGCUGGCACAGACUCUGUAGAUGAGACACGUUAUCUACAAGAAGAAACUGCUAAGAAGUUUGAAUUUCAAGACGAUUUUGAUAAUGUUCUUUGUAGGUUGGAAAGUCUUACAGCUGCACUAAGCGAUGAAACUGUGUCCUUCUUACUUAGGAAAUAUACGACUACGUUGGGCCAUCUCAAGAAAGCUUCAACUAAUAUCAACAGGCCAGUUUUUCUGUUUCGAGAUGGCUCAGUCACUCGCGCUGUCAAGGAAGGAAAGUCCAUAAUUUUUGAAGACAUUAACUUGCCAUCGCAGGCUGUCGUUGAAAGACUGAACUCGCUGUUUGAAUCCGGUAGAAUUUUAUAUGUCAGUGAAGAUGUAUCUGCAUUGAAUGACCCCUCGUCUACUGACACAUCACAUCACCGCGGCAAUAAUGGUAUUCAAAUGGUAGAUGACGCUCAAAUAUUGGCUACAGUACACGUUGACAACUUGUCUGAAAACGUAAACCUAAGCCCUGCUUUGCGUUCUCGGUUCUCAGAGAUUCUAGUUCCUCAACUGUCUUUGGAUGAUAUCGGAAUGGUCUGUGAAAAUCGCUGUCUGAACACAACUGGUCUGAAGACAUACGCAGGAAAGGUACGGACUGCAAUGUUAUCAGUGCAAGAGAAACUCUUCAAUGGAGGACUUGGUUACUUCACGUUAAAGGAAGCCAUGACAUGGAUAACCGUGAUGGAUGGAUUAGAUGUUUCUCUUAGAAGAGCAGGGGCUGCGGUUAGCUGGAUGGAUCUCUUUCUUGUUGCAGGACGAUUGGUUUUGCUGGACUCGGUUCCUCCUGAGAGAAAGGAUGUUGUUCGUGCUGCAUUAUUAGGCAUUUUGGAACUCUUUGUUAAAGAUUUUGAAGAGAUCAAAAAGGCAGCAGUAUCGAAAGAAGUACGAAAUUGGAUUGAGAAUAUUGGUGGAUUUGCUAGUGAUGACAUAACGGAUAUGAUAACAGUUGCGAAUGGAUACAUUAAAGUGAAGCAGUUACCUAUUGCGGCUGCUGCAAGCCAAACGGUGUUAGGUCAACUGAACGACGAAUUUUUACAAGAAAGGUUUCAGUUUACAACUACAAAAACAAGUAUGGACAACGUCAUUAGGAUUUUGGCUUCGUUAGCAUCCGACUCCGCUCUUCUUCUUGAGGGUCCUCCAGGAAUAGGAAAAACGUCUAUUGUGGAGCAGACCGCUAGAUUGCUUGGAUUCGAAGUCGAGAGAAUUAGUUUUACAAAAGACACGUCCGCUGAUGUUUUGAUUGGAUCGUACAUUCCAAGGGCAGAAAAAAGUACUGGUGAAAUGGUGUUUACUUGGCAAGGCGGACGAGUAUUGGAAGCGUACACUGGCGGUCGUUUCUUGCUGCUUGAUGAAAUCAAUCUAGCUUCACAGGAAGUUCUUGAUGAGCUAAAGACAAUUAUAGAUUCAACAGUUUCUCAAUAUACUGUGAGAGGACUCGAUCAAACAGUAGACCGUCAUCCAGAAUUUAGAGUGUUUGCUACUAUGAAUCCAACAUCAGUGGGAGGUGGCAGAGCCAAGCUACCUCAGUCGGUUGAGAGUUUGUUUGUUAAAGUACAUUUGCAAGAGUACUCACUAGAAGAAGAAGCACAUAUAUGUGUUGAUCAGUUUGAUGCGAAAGGUUUAAUAGGUGAUGAUGGACUUAACAAAGAAGAUUUACGCAAUCUGGUACAGCUGCAUCGCGAUGUCAAAGAGAUGGUUGAUCGCAAAGAAAUUGGAAAACAAGGCGGACCAUAUGAACUUAAUGUGCGAGACCUUCUAAAAAUGCGAGAUGUGUUGUACGGAAAUAUCUUUUCUUUGAGGUCACAUCUUGAGCUCAACGAAGACGAAAGACAGUCGAAGGCAGCAAGACAAACGUUCGUCAACGACAAUGCUCGUAUUGCAGCUUUACGAACGGCGAGUGAGUUGGUGUACAGUAAACGAUUUUCUAGUAUUGAAGAUCAAAGGAAAGUUAUAACGGCUGUUGACAAGUUAUUUCCGUCUGCGGGUAUAGCCGACCACAUUGUUCACGAUGUUACUAUAGACGUGAACUUGCCCAACAGCGUUCAGAUUGGAUUUGUGUAUUUGACGAAAGGCCACGAAGAAUCUCCGUUUACUCCACUCCUUUCGACAACAACACUGAAUCAGCAACUUCAACUUCUUGCAUCGGCUGUUGUCAGUGGGCGUGUUGUCUUUCUGCAGGGGCCAACAUGCUCACAUACGGAUACCGACCGCCUCAUUGGCCACUGGACACCUCGCCGCGUGAUCACGAGUUCUGCACUUUCGAUUGACAAGUGCCGCUCAAUAUUUUCUAAAUGUUUGAACUGUUUACUGAGUUUGGGUUUAUGGUCAACAACUGUGGAUGACGUGCGGAUAGAGUUGCUCUACGAUGUUGGUGUAGCACUGGAAGCGUUUGAACAAGGGGGCUCUGAAAAUGCUGCAGCUUUGAUAACCGCUUUCACUAGACUGUGGAACGCGUUUCAGCGUCUUGUCGACACUCGUGAGAUGAAAAACGUUGAGGCAACCUUUAGUUCGGUUAGAGAUCAGUUGAUUAGAGAGCAAGCAGUUCUAAAUGGAGCCUUGCAAGUACUGACACAAUCAAUGUCUAUUUCGACAACCAGCACGACAGGAUUCGAGUUUGUUGAAAGCACACUCGUGCAGGCUGUUCGCAAAGGCGACUGGGUAUUGCUCGACAACUUGUCUGCAGCUCCUUCUGAUGUUAUCGAACGAAUCUUAUCGUUGGCAGAAUCUCCACAGAAACUUCAUUUGUUUGAAAGUCCACAAAAUGAGAAAUUGUGUACUGGGAAUGGAAUCAGUUCAGGAUUUCGGCUAUUUGCUACUGUCAAUCCUACUCGUCACACACAAACUCAGCUGUCGUCUGCGUUUCUUAAUCGUGUUAUCAGCGUUCAUCUGCCAGAAGUUGAUUAUGAUGCACUGACCAAAUUUCAACAGUCACGAGAAGCGCCUCUAGCCGACACGGAGUUGUAUAAGAUUAUUGUCUCACAAAUGCAGAGCGUUACUGCUUGUCGGGCAUUGACGAAGACACUUGUUAAAAUGCAUUGUGAAUUGCGAGACAGGUGGUUUCGGGGUGAUUUGAAGACUGUCGGUAAUGUGCAGCUAACUUUUCGAACGGCCCUAAGAACUUCUCAGCAAAUUGUUUACAUGAAUCGUUUGGGAAUACACCCCGUGAAAGCUUUAGUGACUGCUGUUGGACAGCAUUACGUUAAAUGCUGUCGAUUAGAAGAUCAGUGGAAUGUUUUGGCGCUUCUUGGUCAAGAACUAGAGUGCAAACGUACAGGGGCAGAUUUGCAGCAUCUUCUUCAACGGAAUGACAGGUGGCUUUCUGAGUCUCAGUCAGUGAUGGAAAUGUUACUGCCAAAUAUUCAAACCACGCUUGCAAACCUCGUUGGAUUUGUUCUCGAAUGCUUAUGCUAUCAUUUGAAGGUUUUGGAAAAUGACAGAAGCGGGCAAGACUACGUUUCAUCGGCUGUACAUGCAAUCUCAAGAGCAACCGAUAACCUACUGACGCAAAUUUCUACUACCAACCAACUUAUAAAUAGUCUUACUACACUUCGUUCACGUUGUGAUUUAAUGAAGUCGAAGGGGCAAAGCUUGGCUUUUUCAAAGUUAAUAGAGGCAGUUGAGCAGUAUGUCAAGACAUACGAAGAAACGUCGUUGUCAACGUUGUCGUACACAGUAAAGGAUGCCUCAGAACUGGCGUCUGCUGCCGAGAGCGUAAGGGCAGAUCUUUAUGCCAUGGGAAUUGAGAUAGAAACUUGUAUAGUGAAAUCUUCGUUUGAAGAUGCCCUUCGUCAUCUGAACAUUACGGGUAAGGUGGUAAGUACGAUGAGAUCAGUACACGAAACCAUUGAUCAGCAUUCAUGGUUAUCAGUGUAUUCGUUGCAGUUGUGCGAGAGAAACAGAGGAAGUGCGACAGCGAUGCAAGAGGGUCUUGAGAAUGUUCGUAAUGCUAUGUCUGUGUGUUAUCAGCACGCUACUGUUGUUGACUGUGUCAAGAAACCUUUGCAACUGCUGAAUCUUGCUGUCGGCAAUCUGCAACGAGACUUUGGUAGCCAUGCUACAAAAAGCGCUACAAUACUAACAACUGUUCAUCGUAUACUUCGAGAACGGAUUGUCAUCAACUGUGAUCGAGACCGCCUACUUGAGUUUUUGAAUAAUUACAAGCUACUUCCAACGCAGAACGUUGCACGAUUGAAGUUGCUACUUUAUGCGAUAGAAAUGCUUUUCCUGUUGAGCUCGUCUGUUCCCCUUGCUCUCCGUGAAGUGAGUAAUGUGGAAUCAACUUAUUUAGUAGAGAAGCUGCAAGAGCUGUCGUUACUUGAAUGUGGUAUUGACAUUUGUAAGAGAGUUGAAAGUCUGCUGUCGGAUAGUUUGGUCCCAGUGUUGAAGAAACGGGCGUCGAUUCGUAACGCAAAGAGCAAGUUAGAAAGAGACGAGAUGUUGCGCUGUACGGACGAAGAUGUUAGUAGCAAUGAAAUUGCUGUGGAACGUGACCAGCACGACUUGGAAAAGUUGCGUCUAGUAUUUGAAGAACAGAGAAUGUCAUUUGUUGAGAGUGAAGACACUCGGUUUGUUCGAAUGUGGUACAGCGAAGCAAUCAGGAAGAUUCAUUGCCGUAUUUUUCGUUGGUUAGCUGCUGAAAAGCAAUCUAUUGAGACCGACAGCGACGAGUUUCGACGGCUUCUUCUACACCUUCAGCCGAGAGAACUAAAUCUUUCUCUUGGUCCCUUGUGGAUAGUGGUAUUUUCGGAGUUGUGUGAGUUUAUGUGGAGUUCUACUUCGUCUUGGGAUGUGUACUUGAUUUCGUCUGAAAGUGACCUAGAAAGAGAGUUGUCAAAACGAUCCCUGCCGAACGCAUUGGUGUUUGUGGCCGAGGAAGAUCUUUAUUAUCCAUUUGGCGUGGUUAUCUUAAAUACAGUCAAAAAUAUGGUUUACGUUCUUUCUUUAGAGAGGAGGAGUAAGACCAGUCGUUCUAAUACGCUUUUGGAUCGCGUGGUAGCAACAUUUGAAGAUCAUUCUCCUGGCUCAAGUACAAUGCAAGUGAUAGAUAUAAAUGUGUCCACAGAGUCUUCAGUUUCACAGCUAACCCAUCUGGCUUCCUUGCUACCUGCAAUAGCUCUCACAAAGAUUUCUUUUACUAGUCCUGAACUAGAAAUCGCUUUAAUUCAACAAGAGGUCACCAGCUUUGAAAAGAAAUUGUCAGGAUACUACCAAAGACUUUCGACUGUUUUAGAGAGAUCGACUUCCGAAGUAACUGUCCGACACUACGUAUUGCAAGUAGUCACAGUAGUUAAUGAUCUCAGCGAAGGUGUUUUUGGAAAUCUGAACACGUCGAUGACUGACACUAACAAUGACGGAGAGAAAGAUUGCAAAUCUCUAGAGUCGCGCGUUGUUCAGAUAAAGAGGAGCCUUGAACGGCAGUUGGAUGGCUUCGUAAACAGUUUCAUUCCACGAGAUGUGCAAAAGUGUUUUCAAGUCUUGACAAAAGUGGAGCUUGCUAUUUCUACCCAGCUAGCUUGUAGUUCGCGCAGUGAUAUCGAGAAUGAACGUCUGCCAAGAGAUUUGCGUUUAUUGAAAAUGCUGCAAGAUUAUGGGAAGCAAAACACAAAUUCGAAAGAGUUAACACAGUGGGGUUUAAUGUGGCACGUAGUUAGGAAGAUGUUGGCUGCAGUCGAAAUUCUUGUGGAUGACACAUUUUUGGCCACUGGCAGUCGAUCAACCAAUUGGAGAUUGUCAGAGGACUUUUAUGCAGACUUACAAUUUUGUUUGGUAUUUGGAGAUUGUAACGACGCUUUGUCAUGCAUAUGCGCAAAAUUUCAGAAUAUUCAAUCUCAUUUCUCUAAUGCCAUGAAAUCUAUUUGCGACUUUGGCGAAGAAGAUUACAGCGUAUACUCUAACAAACUAUUUCAGUCUCAUCUUCAACAAGCAGUAACUGUUGUUGAGAGCUUAGGCGAGUUUCUCUACGUCACAGGACUCGAACAAUCAAGCAAAAGGAGAGAAACUUACUUUGAGCUAACGGAAGCAGUAACAGCUUGUUGCAAUCCGAAUCUAGAAGAAAAAAUUUGUGACUCCGAAAGUGUGAAAGAGAGUUACCAGAAAAUAUUGGACAAAGCUUUGGAACAGUUUAUUCAAAAGUUAACAGAGAUGUACAACGAAGUUUGGGAAAUUGUUGAUGUUGGUAGCCCAUUAGUAUUGUCGAUGAUGCUGGAUAUCCGUAAUUCAGAAAGCAUUUUAGCAGCACUUCGUCAGGGAGAAGACAGUCCUGACAUCAAUAAUAUCGCCAGGCCAAACAUCCUUCAUUCGCGUAUUUGUCAUUAUAGAAAUGAAAUUGAUAUGUUGCUCAAAUCAAACAGAACAGAGAAUGACGAGCUGCUAUCUGUUGUGUCGAAAGAAAUCAUGCAAAAGAAACCGGAAGAUAUUGCCGAGUCACCAAGUGCAGCCACUUUGACGUCAAACGAUUGCAAACGUACAGAGGAACUCAGUGACCUACAAGAGACUUGCAACCAAACAUUAAGCUUGUGUAAAGCGGACGAUUUUGUCGAAAUUGAAAUGAUGAAUAAAAAAUUCAACUAUUUGGUAUCGUUUUGGUUUGUACAAUCUUGCUGGGAAAGGAUCUAUAUGGAGAGUAAACAACUUCAUAAUGAUCUAGGCCAUGUAUAUGGAAGGGACGACAAAGCACUCUUGAAGAAACAAGUUGAUAUUGCAAAUAUGAUUAGUCAUGUAGACAAAGAAAGACAGCAUUCGUCUAUUGUAAGGAAGUUAUUGUCACAUACAUCUCUCAGUUCAAGAGGUACGAAGGACGUUGUCACAUCGGUUUUGCAAACUCUGCUUAAAAAACGUUGGCAGUUUUGUUGUUCGGUUGGUACUAACUGCAAAGAUGGUUUAUAUGGUUGUCGCUUACUGAAAGACGUCUGCUCAUCCGUAGCAAGAAAUCCAUUGGCGCAGCAGAAAUCAAAACUCGUUAACGCUAAACAGAUUCUUGACCUGUGUUUAAGUCGAAGUAAAGUAUUGAAGUCUCAGAAGGGAGUAUUUGAUGACGACACAGUAACGCGACUGCGGCCGUACAGUGUCAUGAUGACAGACUUGCAUUUUAUGCUAAUGGCCACUGACGUAGACGGUUGUGAGUACUUUUUGGAAUGUGAAAUGGAGUUGGAAAGAGAGCUUUUUGUUCCGGGUCGGUGUGACUUAACAAGGCCGUCGUACCUAGCUCCAGAGAGUGAAGAAGCCGAGUUUGGCAUGAUUCGUCCUGUCACAAUUCUUCUUGAUGAACUGACCAGCGAAAGACAGUGUUGGGUUGGGCAGUUGAGAGAAUUUCACUCUGAGUCCAUGCAUUUGUUUGUUAAUGCUUUCAAUAAGUUUUUCCAAGAUCAAAACGUUGGAGUCGCAGCUGUUAUUCGUCGGUCAUACCGAUCACUAUCAGAGCUACCGGAGUAUAGUUUGUUGGUUUCCACGACUGGAGUGUGCGAUUGCUUGUGGAUAUUGCAAAAUGUCUUGAUUGAACUCCAGGAAAACGGAGAACUAGAACUGACGUCCUUUUUCUUACUGAGGAAAGAUAACGAAUUGACAGAGCAGGCAAAGCAGACGUUAGAGACUGAAAUUCGUCGUCAUAGCAAAGAAGGGGAGCAUCAUUCUACGGAACAAAGAGAGGCACAAUUUUUUUCUGGUACUGACGAUACUAAGAAACAGACUGUUGGAGUAAUGAAAGAGGAUGUAGCAGCUAGAGUCAAAGGUUUGCUCCCCGACCUUAUUCGUACAAAUCGCUGGCACCAUAUUAGGGACGCUCUACGUGAUAUAACGAACCACUUGACCGUAUUUAAAGAUACUUGCUCCGACUAUUUGACAAACUUGUGUCGGAAGUACGAUUCUGUAUCUAACACAGAUGGUGCAAAACGUCUAGACACGAAAUCUCUUUCUAGCAACAUUGCAUUGACUGAUACCUUACUGAAUAGUGCCUUGAAGUAUACCCAUGCAAGGCGGCAAGACCGGGAUGUGCUCAAAGGAUCAUCCCAAGUGCAAGAUGUCAAAUGGAAUUCAAAUUGCGAUGCAAAGAAUGUUCAGCAGGCACUGUCUAAGGUUAGCAACUUUUGUUACAAAACAUUUUCUAAUGAACAGGAAUCACCAGAAUUUUGCAAGAAAUUUCAAAAUUUGAUUCAAUUUCUUACGUGUUGCGUGCAGUCUCUUUGUGCAAGCGUUGACGACAUUGAUCUUAAAAUGGAGGGAUUGACUAAAUAUCAUAGCGGUAAUGUACUCGAAGAGCUUUGUUCUACAUCGGAGAAAUUUGGUGACAAUGUCAAAGAAGUGUUUCAUGAGCUUUCGCGACAAUGCUCUCUGUCUGUGGCUAGUUCGUUAGUUGUGAGCAGAAAAGGACAGGUUGCUUUAGAACUUGCAGCACAAUUUAGAGAGGAAGCAUUUACCGUUCGUACUUUUAGUUCUAGUUUGGAAGGGCAUUACCUACAUUGUGUAUCUUUGAUGUUGAAGUUUGUGACUAUCGUAUUACUCAUUGUCGAGAGACGACAAAAGGGCAGCUGUGACAUAGAUCAGCUGCGGAGGUGCCUAAAAAGACACGGUCCACUGAUUGCAGACAAGUAUUGUGGCAAAGAUUUGAAAGUCGAGUUCAAAAUGGUGUGUAAUGAAAUGCAAAGUGCACAACGACAACUCCAUCGACCCCUAGAAAUGCUAUUGCUAGAUUUCGUUGGAGAUCCAUUUGUUGCAACAUCAAUGGAUGCACGUGUGGCAGAAUGGUUGCAAAGAGGUGUGUCUGAUACUUGUGUGAUUGGAGAAGGUAUAGGGAAAAAUCUGAAGUGGUUUAUGAGCAUUCCUGAUCUUAGAAGGAGGGAACUACAACACGUGGGAAGCGCUUUGUCAAAAUUAGCGAGUGUGAUGCAGCAAAAACUUGAUGUUUUGGACGAUUUUGGUGGAAUAGAGACAAACAGUUUGAAAAACAGUUACACUUUAUUGGAAACGAUACAUCAACUAUUUAUCGAAUUCGAAGUUCGAAAAAAUGUGCAGACUCCGUCGAACGUGUUAUUAGCUAACGGUACGCUUUUGGUUCGUCAGUUGCACUGUUCAACGUUAGAUGCAGUUUUUGGUAGACUCAUGCAGGCUUCCUGCUCAACAGCAGUUAUGGACAACCAUGCUGUUUGCAUUAUGCAGUUUUUGGAUUCUGCAUAUACAACCUAUCAAGUGGAGGGUUCGGAAGUAUUAGAAACUGAGUCCGUCAACGUUAUGCACCUCGUUAUUUCGUUUUUAUUUGAAGGUAUAUUGACAACAGGACGUGUGCUGCGAAAGCACUUAAUCGAAUUACCUUACUGUCAUGGUCUUGCGUUUGACUUUCCCUCAUUUCUGCAACAGUUUGCAAAAAUUGUUAAAAACUUUCAAGCAAUGUUGAAUUGGCCGGUUACAACUAUUGACGUAACGGACACUUUAGAAUUAGAAAAGUCUCACGUUGUAAUGACAGAAGCUCGUGUGAAAGACGCUGUUUACGAAAUGUCUUCGUUUCUUUUGAAAUACGACAAUUUAAUUUGGACAAUGAUGAGGGAUACAACGAUAUCUUGGCUAAGGAAAGUUACAGGUAGUAGUUGUACAGGGGCUAAGGAGAUUGUUUCUGUUAAGAAUAGUCUAGCUGAUCUUGAACAUAGGUGGAAAACAGAUCUAACCAUCAUUGUAGACACCGUUAAUUCUGAACGCAAAAAGAUGAAAGGCACCAGUAUCUUGAAACGCGUUCUUGGUGCACCUGCUAAGUUAGUCAAGUCUCUUAUGGGAACAACAGCAGACGUGCAGAGGAAGCUGAAGUCAUAUUUGGACUUAAAGGCUAGUAUUGAAGAUAAUUUGACAUCAGCUUUUCACGAAGUAGCAAUUCUGUUACGCCAUCAUCCGAACACAAGCGACAAAAUCCAUGCUGACGUUAUAUAUCAGUUGUUGUCUGGUGUUGAGAAAUACAACAAUGAGCUGUUAGAGAAGGAAGGAGAAAGAGCUGAUCUAUUUUAUAUUGGAGAAACGCUUAAAGCUUCUUUGAAGAUGAUUCAUGUGGAUGCUCUUGUUCUGACAUCAAAACAGACAUUUGUUAGUCUUUGCUUAGAAGACAAUCAAAAUUGUUAUUCAGAUUCUUUGUCGCACGAAUCUUGUCAACUAAGUAUUUCCGUGCCUAUCGAACAACUUCAUUUAGUUUUGUUUCGUUUUGUUGUUGGUGAAAAGAAAUAUUCUUCCGCAAGGAUUUUACGAACUCUUACUGAUUCGAUCAGAAACGUUUCAACACCUCAACAAAAAACGGUUGAAUUCACAGAGGAAUUUGAGAAUGGCUUUAGGGUUACCACUACUCUAAGGUGCAAGUAUGAAUUUUGCUUGGAAACAACGGGUGAUACAGCUGUAGGAAGUCACCAAAAUGAUUGCUACUUACUCUGUUGCAAACGAGCUAGGGAGAUAACGUCUUCAGCAUGCCAUCUAAUCUAUACCGAAAAGUGGAGCAAUUAUUCUCAAAUUAAUAAAGUUAUAUGUUCAGAUGCCGAGCGCUUGCAUGAAGUAGAAAAUGACACGUUAAAGAAAUGGGACCUCAAUCAGACGGCAGGUGGCGGAGCAAAGGCAUGCUUUGUUGAUCUUGUGAAUAGAGCAAGCUUAGCAAGAACGAAUGCUACUCGAAUAGUUAAUGAUCUUGAAGGCAAAUCGUUUUCAGAAAUUGAAGAAUGUUGCAAAACGAUGUCUGAGCUGUUGUCUGCAAAGAUUGAGAGCGACAUUGAAAUGUGUCGAUCACAUCUUACCGUACUGACUGAGUGGAAGGUACCACACUGCCAGUCUUACUUUCCAAAACGGAGACCUCCUACAAAUUUAAGUGCAUGCUCUACUUCCUUGAGUGUUGUAUGUCAAGAAGCGCUGGCCUUGGCAACAAACGACCUAUGUACUGCAAAAACUGUUCAAUCGGGUCUCGUAUUACUUGCCAUUUUGUCAGCUGAAUCUGACAAGAACGAACAGUUUCGAAACUUGGAAAGAAUUUGUCAAAACCUAGAAACGCCGAAAUGGUUAACUGAACUUUUCCGCAAUCGAGAAAGCAGUUUACAAUCGUCAGUCGUGCUGUCAGGAGAUUUACGCAAACAGGCAACCUAUAUACUCAGAAAAAGGAGUUCAUGUUGUUCUAAAUUAUGUGAUAAAUUUGUUUUUUCUCACCGACCAGCAAUGUUUACUCAAGAAGUAAAAAAUGAACUAAUUUCUUCUUGUAGACUAGAACCGGCUCUUCAUUUCUUUCAGGAUGGAUCUGUUUUGAAACCAUCACUCAACUUUUUUUCACUAAAUCUUUCAUCUGUAGUUUCUGAAACGUGGAAUCCAACAUCAACUAUUACUCUGUUUAAUCACUCCAGCAUUCGUAGUGCUCAAUUUCAGUUUGAAUCAAAGACUAAUAAGAACGCUUUCUGUGUUGAUCCGGUGAGUGGUGAAAUAAAGCCAAAUAGUAGCUGUCAAGUUUUAGUGUCGUUUGACAAAAGUCAUUUAACUGCUGGAAGAAACAGCGCAGUUUAUGCUAGUAGCUGGUUUGUCAUAUCUAUUCGAUCUCAGCCGUUUUCUCUAAAUGGUUCUAUGGAUAGUUACGUGGAAGAGCUGAAUGGUCAAGUAUUUGCUUUUGUUGUGGGUGAACUUCAGCCUAUUGAUACUUGUUUAAAUGUGUCUCCUCUUUGCAUCGAUUUUGGAGCGAUAUCUGCCGGACUUGGAGGCGGGACACACACCAAGUUUGCUGUUGUUCGAAACAAUUCUGAUCAUAACGUGACGGCUAUAGCAAAACUGCAAGGCAGCGACACUGAGUCAGCUAAAAUUGUGUGCAAAAUUGGAACGGACAAGAUGCACACCUUGAAACCUACUGAAGAUUUCUCAUGGUCCAUAGAACCGUUGUCUUUCACAGCAGUCACAGUUGAUUGUAUACCUCUUGAUAAACCGGGCAAAGUCGAUGCCAAACUGACUUUCAAAUUUCCUUCUGGGAAAGUGAUCGAGACUCCUAUUAGAGGCGUUAUAGUGAAUCCUCAACUUACGUUGACUAUCGAUGGUAUCCGGAAACAGAUCGGGGAACAUACGAGCGGAAACAACAAGUGCAUUCAGUUUUCGAUUGAUGAACAGAAAACGCAAGAGACUGUACGCGUUGAGAAUAGGGGGUUAGUUUCUUGCAAGUUGUCCGAGGUUAUGUUGCUUUUACCUCGUACGUUUCAUAAAAUUCCAGCUGCUUCUACUUUGCUGCUUCCGCGUACGUCAAUAUUGUUAACAUUUGAGAAAUCUUUGCUGCCAAUGAAAUUUUACUGUGGUGGAAAGGAAGUCAAUUUGGUCAAGACCAGCGCAAACUCAUUUUCAAACUUCAGUUCGGUACCAGUACGCAUUUAUGGCACCAAUAAUGUAACAAUAGUGUCGUUAUCAGAGGGAGUAAGGCAGUCCGGAUUAUGGUCUAUUAAAGAGGUCAACGGAAAUGAGCUAAAGUUGCUGUCACAAAUACCGAUUAAGUUUCAACUGCAAUUGACUGGCAUGGCUUCAUGCCGUACUAACGUGACCUGUAGCAAUUCUCGCGUGUCAUUAAAGCCAUCUAUAAUAAGUUUAGCUACACCCAAACGCAACCAAGAUAUUACUUGCUUAUAUUGCCCAGUAACAAGUCUUGAUCGUUUUAACAUCGACAUCUCUUAUACGACAAAGUCAAUGUCAGGACCAAGGGAGAGUUUUUCCGCGCCUCACGUGGUUCGUACCAGCGAAACUGUGCAGACCAAGUUUACAUUUUGGCUGCAGGACAACCAACCCGUCUCUAAACAUUUCUUUUGUGAGCAACUGCAAGAAGGCAAAAUGAGUGAAGUAGACAUAGAUAUAACAAUAGCUGGCGGCAAGGGCGUUCGACGAUCGUUGAACUAUGAGGUCAGUGCAAAGUCUGUUAAUUGUUCAAGCAAAUGGCAGGCAAGCAAACCGAAAGAGUGGCACAACUGUUCAGAUCGGAGAUCUGAGAAACUACCAGAAAAAGCAGAGAAAAGGAAGAUUGGGAUUACUAAAGAGAUAACAGAGGAUUUUGGUGUCUGUGGAUGUGAAAUCCAUUUGAAAUGCUCUGACAGUCUUAAAGUCUGGUGUGGAGAAGUUGUUCCUUACUCGACUAAACUUUACUUUUUUGAUCAGAACGUUGAACGACAAGAACAAGAAUACCACUUGAACGAAGACAAAGAAGUGGCGGUUAUUGGAAUGGUAGCAGACGCACUCCACCUCGUGCAAAGAAAAGAGAGUUUUCGUGUUGCUGCUAUCGCUGUCAUGAAAGCAAUAAUUUGUCAGGAGGACGAAACAUCUGAAAGUGAGACAGAAAACGAAGCAAAUUUGAUAAGCCGUUUGGUUGAUGCGGCUGAAGAUGUAACUGCAACUUCGAUAUCAGAUAUUUUACUAAAUUCAAAGUAUUGUUCACUUGAAGGAAGCGUAUUGAAAGCAUGUCAACAUGGGCUACUUGCGUGCAAGCUGGCGACAAUGUGUAAGCUUAACUCUGUUAAAGUAUAUUUUCCAAACAGCAAAGAUCUUAUAGAUGCGAUUAUCGAGUGUCUCAUCUUGCCACAAACAGAUUCUUUGCCUUAUCAUUGGCGCGCUCUUUUCACUAAUCUGAAAGCUCUAAUUUGUCUGGUUGAUUCCGUCAAGUUAAAUUGUUCUAAGUCAAAAGAACCAACUGGCUUGUCAAAUUUUAUGAAAGAAGUUGUCAAGUCGUGUCAACAACUGCCUUCGCAGUUCAUUGAAAUUAAUCACGUUGUGAGUGCACUACUAAAGGUUACAGACGUAGUUUGGUGCGGUGACUUCAAUGAAACAUCAGUACACGGCAUCCCUAAAGCAGCUGCAAGGUUAUGCGUUCAGCAGCCCAAAACUCUGAAACAACUUUUUCAGUCAUUAAAACCUGUCACUGACCCAGAAACCCAUGGUUGCACAAUUUAUGCGGCUUUAGAAUUGGCAGCUCAACCUUGCAGUGUUUGUACAGUGUGUACUUAUUUUAGGAAAUCAGCUCUCAAAAUAAUGGACGUUUCAUCUACUGCAGACAAUAUUACUACAAUUCUUGAUUCGAUUUCAAAAGCACUUAAUUGUUGUCCGGUUGAAUGUCUUAGCGUCGACGGUUUGCUAGAGCUUUUGAAAGAUCUGUUGUCAGCCGGUGGUGUUGUAUCCUUAUCUAAUGAAGUUAUGGAGAUAUUGUCUGGCUUUUUUGGUUUGCUGUCGGCAAAGGAGGCUACCGUAAGCAAAGUAGUGAAUGUUUUGUCUCUCUUACUGAAUGCUGCUAUGUUUGAUGAUCUACCGUUUCUUUCCGGUAAACUUUUGCCUUUGUUGCGGAAGAUCUGUACAGAAGAUAGAAGUGUAACACGGACGGAGGGAGUUGCUGACGUUAUUUCAUUGUACUUAGAAGGAAAAUGUGGUGAUGACAACUCAUGCUCUACUGCAUUUAACGCUAUUGUGACGUGUUUAACGUCAACGUCUGUUAACGUAAACAUGGUAACUUCCAAGUUAAAAAAUGAACUGGGAAAGCUUGGUGUUGAUCCUAAAGGCAUUAGAUUUCGAGAUCUGGUUACUUCAGCACGAACCAUAGCAGAAACUAGGACCAGUUCUGUCCAGACUGUUAUUCCAGCUUUGUUUGACGUAGCUGAAAUUUUUGCAGAAGUGUUUACUGAAAAUUUCUCGCAUCAACUAGCUAAUCUUGAAUUGUGUUUGGAUUGGAUGAUUUCGCAGUCGGAGGUUUCACACAUUUACCGCAUUGCUGCUGCUUUCAACGUCACUCAAAUUAUAUACACUGUCUGUUGUGGUGACGCACCUUUGGCAAGUCGAAUUGCGAAACGACUAAAGAACUUGACCAAGUGCUUUAAUCGUAUUACUAACUAUGUAGGACACGAGCGGUUGGACACUCUGUCUUCUGAAUUUGACGCCUCUGAUCGCGAGGAAGGUCAAGUUGCUACCUAUAGUAGCAGAUGGUCAUUCUCUUUUGACUUCUUUUAUUUGGCUCGUCGUGUUUUCUUGCUGGUUGUGUCUAAACAGAAACUGAACGACACCGCUUUGCAAGGCUCUCACAGAUCUAUUGCUGCCGUCAACUUUCCCAAACUUAUUGCUAACUGUUUCGCCAGUCCGCUUAGUACACUACCUGAUUGUCUCGCAGACGUAGUCGUACAAGUUUGCGGAAUCAAACAUGAAGACAAUUUGAGACAGACAGCAACACACAUACGGGCAGUCGUUGAAUAUCAACUGGAGCUCCGUUAUGGAUUGAUAAAGAACCUCCUUGGUUGCAAUUUGCAGAUACUUUCUAAUACCGCGACUUUAACAGCUGAUCUCGAAACAACAUUGAAGAUACUGACUCGCUCUGUCCGUCCGAAGUUGGCAGCCAAACUGCAGUGUUUUGAAGACAAAGAUAGUGAAACUGCUUGUCAGUUAGUUAAAACUGCUCUUUCGACUGUAGAAUGGUGCGACGUGUCGUUGUUAUCAUAUUUUCAGUUUGUCAACCUUUUGGAUGAACAAAGACAGGGAAAUGACGUCGUAGUUGUCAGAAAGCUUGAUGAUCUGCUAGCGUUAAGUAAAGCUCGUCUUCCUGCAGAGCGUGCUAAACGUGCUCGUAUUGAUUGCAAACAAAUUCUUGGCAUUUUACAAGCAAUGGUUUCAGAGGACUUUAAAGAAAUUUUGAAUAAUUUAAAGACUAUACUUUCGCAAGAGUCAUCGGACGGAUCAUUGUCUUCAGCCACUAACGUAGUAAAAACGGUCCUCAAGAUGGCGUCAAAGAAUGCUACGCCCAGCGUUUGGAACGACGUCAUGCUCUUGUUUCAAGCUCUUUGUCAACAGAAAGAGACUUCGAUCAAAGAGAGUAUUGCUCAAACUUGGGAAAGACAAGCAAAGUUUGACUGUCUUUCAAAAGAAUUCUGGGAGAAACUGGAUUGUCAGUACAACGAUAUCAGAGGUUCAUCAGACGAAACUAUUCAAUCAAGUUGGCAGCACUUGUACUUAUUUAUCAAAGAGUUAGAUAGGUCAGGCAUUGAGAGCGACACUUGCUCUCAUUUAGCAAAGAUUCUUGAUAUGAUAUUCAGCAGUUCAAUGACGAACUAUGCCAAUUUUCGGCAACUUAUCGACGUGAUGUAUUGUGUUGAACAGUUUGUACAACCUGCAAAUGUUGCUGUUGGUCAAUUUCUUUGUAAAGUGCGUUCUGUAUUUGAAACAGUAGCUGUCAUAUUCGAUUCUUGGAUGAAGAAUUUGGAAGUUCUUCUAACUGAUGAACCUAAAGUUUUUAGUAGUAUAUCUCGAAUUGUAAACGAUGUGACAAUAGAGGAAGGCUUUCAGUUCUCUCGUGCUCUGUUAAAUUGUACGCAAUUGGCGAUAGAUGGAAAUUUAGUGAGCAAUAGCGAACGCCAAGGGAAAGUGAAUAGUGUCUAUACCCAUAUUGUAAAUCUCUUUUUACGUCCUUUGUGCAGUGAUGCCGACGUGGGAAUAUUAUCAGAUACCGUUCUUAGUUUGCUUGACGGAACGGUAGAUCUGCAGUGCAAACCUGGUAAAAAGCGUUUGUCAUUUCACUUGCUUUCUUUGUUGCUUGAAGCAAUAAGGACGUGUUGGAAAUUUGAAAACUGCAAUAAUGAAGACCAACUGACUUGUAGUAUGUAUGGUUUAUCGGCCGCGUCGCUAGUCACUUUGACGAAAGUCGCUGCACUAGCAACCACUGAGAAGCCGUCGCCAAUCACAGACAAUGCAGAAAGUAAUGCCGAAAGCUCUGACCGUAACAGUAUGAUUGGCUCAAGUUCUAGUAGCUCAUUUGAAACUACUAGACUAUCUGACAGACCAUCAGACAAAAGCGAAUACGACAACGAAAAUGAUAUGCAGAGUAAUGACGACAUUUCUUCUCUCGAUGAAUUGGAACUUAAUGUUGACGAUUAUACGGAUAGUGAAACAAUGUCUGAUGACGAGAAUGCGGACGUUAGCUUGUCACUGGCUUCCUUGGAGAAAGGAGACGAACAGCAAUGGAAUCAAGAGGAUGGAAGGUCUUCGGGAAAUUUAUUACAAAAGCAGCCCUCUAUCGACGUUGGUGCAAGCGAAUUUGUGGCAAUAGAAGACUGUAUUCUUAACUUUUCGGAUUUAGACGUAAAGGUUGAUGUUCUAGCCAAUGCAUGUAAAGCUCAAGAAGAGAGCAAGCGAUUGUCAGUCAUUAUUAGAAAGAACCUUCCCAGAGUUGGCUUCAAAGACUUUUGCAAAGCAGACAUUAUUGGUUGUUGCUAUGCUGCUAGAGUUUUGCCAAGAGCAGUUGCAGAAUGGUCAUCUUCUUACGAUAGUGUUUGGAGUGGUAUGCAAGUGCCAGAUCUGGACAUGACAGGGCUACCUUCAACGUUUUUAAAAUCGUUUAUUAACACAGGAAUGGCUCUCUUACAUGCUUCUGACGUCAUUUUGCUUCUUCUUGGCGACAAGUUGUUCAAUCCUCAGAUUGAAGACAUCAAAAGCACGAUGUAUGCGUCUUUGAAGCGCGGUCAGAUUGUAAUGCUGCCCAGAGAGUUUCGCAACGAAAGUUUGCAAAAUACCGUCUGUAUGGCUCGAGAAGAGGUAGUACGCAUGCUUACCACUCUCGGCUCAAUAAAGAGUGUUGCAGUCAAGCAACUUCUGAAACGCCAUGGACUAGACUCCGUCAGAGCAAUCGGCGAUGAAUAUGUUGUGGAUAUUUCAAGGGACCAGGUCCAAGACAUGGUAGAGUCAAUAAUAGCAGCGGAGCGAAGUCAAGACCGCAGCAUUCGUUUUAAACAACGUUUGGAGGCGAGUGCCGAAACAUUUGAUUCUACCACAGAUCCCAACCAUUUUACUUCUGUGGGAUCUGGAGCUGCUGUACGAGCGCCUAGCCGUUCCUUGAAAUCAAGUGAAAUUACAAGUGGUCUAUCUCAAGCUGUCAUCGAAUCGUUUACUCCGUCAUCGUCAAUACCUAGAGUUCAACGGUCAGGCAGCAAGCCCGGAUCAUCAGUACAUAUAUGGAAAGAAAAUUUUCUAUCUCGCACUUCUGCUCAACCUCUCUCUAUGAUACCACGGUUGACCGACGAUGGGGAAAGCAAACUUCAAGCGCCCGCAACUCGAACAGUGAAAGCUAGAAUCAGAUUAACAUCGAAAGAGGUCCAGCGUCUUCUCGAAAACGUAGAUCUUGGUGAGCAACGAAGCUCAAAUACUGGACAAGCAAAUCCAAUGGAGGGCAGUCAUACGAAAAAGAAACUGGACGCAAUUUUACGAAAUCGGCAGAAGACGGAUCGUAUGACAUACACAGGAAUUUCAUACAUACUGGCAGACAUGAAAGCUGAGUUUUUGCGUCAGUUGAGGAAAAGUCAAGCGGAAGAAUGCGAACGGUCCAACCUAAGAGGAAUUUAUACGGCGAUGGAGUUUGUAUUUUGUAUCGAUAACAGCGGUAGUAUGGGAGGCAAAAAGAUACAACAUGCACUGACCGCUUUGGUUUUACUAAUGGAGUCAUUGAACAAACUGGAGUGUAGGUUUGGAGUGAUGAGAUUUGGUGGCAUUGCCACUCAGGUGUGGUUGAAAACGCUAGACGAAGCAUUUACAGAAGAACGAGGAGAGCUCAUACUGGAGGCCAUGGACAACACCGAAGGAACUCGACCUGCAGAUGCAGUAAAGUGGGUUCUUGACAGAGAAGAAGGGUUCUGCAAGAAAAAUCGUGCUGCUUCAAAACUUCAAGGAAUCGUUCUCUUAUCAGAUGGAAUGUCUGGUCAGUCAGACAAAGCAAUCUACCACCGUUUGCUGACAGACACAGGUGUAAAGCUAAUUUUGGUAAACUUUCGAAAAUUUUCUGUGGAAACUCCUUCACCUGGAGCUCGUGAUAAAGAUAUCAGGGAUCAGAAAGAGAUCGACGAGGGAUGUCAGCAGAUUGCCGACUAUUUUGUGCACGUUGAUCCUAACAACUUGAAGGAAACUCCGCGUCGACUAGCUGACUGCAUCAUGAAAGCAAUGAGAGACUACUUGAAAAUUCCUUUACAGACAGAAGAACAUGAUGCCAAUCCGUUCUCCGUUUCUUCUCAGACGGUUCGAACCUUGAAACUUUGUGAUGCAAAGACCUUUAUGCAAAAGGCUUUAGAAGAUUUGGACACAUUCAAGGAUGAGAGCACUGUGCGGCUCGCUGAAAUGUAUCGCACUCAGCGUACUCAACCAACAGUAGAAGACGAAAAUCUUUCGGUCGUAGAAUCCCCAGAUGUAUCGACAAUUGAAACUCAAAUUGCAGAAGCUUCUCAAUCUUUGCAAGCGAUAGAAACUGUUGAAGACAUUGAAGAUUUAAGCCAACUGUGGAGAGACACCAGGCUGAAGAUGUCGCCUUUAAUCUACGAGUUGGCUUCUGUGUUCAAAGACGUUCUCUUUAAGAUGAACAAAUUUACUAAAUGGAAGCCGUCGUUGUCUGGUUCUUCUCUUCACACGCCAUCUCUUCUCAAGUUUGUUCUGUCUAACUUUACUUAUCGUCGAAUAUUUCAAAAGCGAACGGGAGGUGGAGUGUCAAGGUACAACAUUGCUUUAGUAGUGGACGUCUCCAACUCUAUGCAAGGAUCAUGUCUACGAGGCUCCGUACUUGCCACCUUAGCCAUAGCCUCGGCUCUAGAAAUAUGUUCUAUAGAUACAUUUUGCGUGUUUGCCUUCGCAGAUCGAGUAACUGCCAUCAAGCCAAUGGAGAUGGAAUGGGAUGAUCAAUGCGUCUUCCGUCUUCUGGCAGCCGCCACCAAUACGGGCACGGCAAGCAUUGACGCCGAUUGUUUGCACGUCGUUCUGAGCUAUCUGGAAACCAUUCGAAACGGUUAUCCCAAGUUUGUAUUAAUGUUUACCGACGGAUUUGGAUCUUGCGGCAACCGUCUACGCGAAGAACUGAUUCGAGCAUGGAAGUCGAACAUUCAAGUAAUCGGUAUCGGACUCGGACUUGAGCAACCUGUAGUAGACAAGACCUACUAUUCUUACGUUACAGCCGCUACCGCUUUUCACCUUCCCGAAGCUCUUAGAUCGUACGCAAUGGCAAUUCCCGUCACGUCGUCUGAAACGUGGUACGAUGAGAAGAAAGCAUUGGUUAGUCGUGACGCUGAACUGGAGAAGGAAUGGAGUCUACACGAAAACAAUAAGGUGUUCGACAAUCUUACUGAGGAAUUAGGUGUACUUCAUGAAGUGUACACGGAAACAACGACAAAUCUAAGUGCAACAAUGAAGCUGGAUAUAUGUUAUGUGAUUGAUGGAACAGGUAGCAUGUCAUCAUACAUAAGUCAAGCUAAAAACUGGAUUGUCACAAUAACAAAUGACAUAUCGAGUAAGAUGAGCUCGGCAGGUAGAAGUGGUGACAUUCAAGUUGCCUGCGUGCUUUAUCGUUCAAGCUGUUGCAGUUCUGCUUCGUACGACAAACCGAAUAUAUUCGACUUCAUGCCUGCAAACCAGUUGGGAAGACGAAUUUCUGCUGUGAAUACUGGUGGAGGUUGUGGUCCAGCUGCUGAUGUUAUUGGUGGACUGAGGUGGGCACUUCAACAGAAUUGGCGUCCAAAUUCUAAGAAAAUUCUUAUCGAAAUGGGAGACCAAUGUCCCCACGGUUCUUACUGGAACAAAUCUACUCGCAAACACGACCGCACCAGCUCUCAAAUAGAAAGUGACAAGGCGGUCGUAAGAGAGAUACGAAACAAGGAAAUUAAAUUCAUGUUUUCAACUGUCGUGCCAGGAGUGCGUGAUCUUCUCAGAAAAGGUCUCCGGGACAACUACAACGACUCGAAGAAAGGAUACGAGUUGGAAGAAUUGGACUUUUCAAGAGGAAACAUCAAGGGUCCAGGAGAGGCGUUCAAGAAACUCAUACUGGACAACGUCAUUAAGGAAAUAUUAUAGACUGACAAACAAUGUUUGACUCGUGGUACUUUGAGUUUUUACAUUUUAGUAACAGCCGUUGGCUAGGCUCUCGCAAAUUGAUAUGGCUGUGUUGCUUGAAUACAUGAUUCUCAGUUAGUUGCAUUGUGUUUCUGUUUUCGUAGGUUAGUAGUGUUUUCUUGAUUGUACUGCUGAAUGUUGCGCUGAUGUAUUGCUAAGUGUGGCACUAAUAAAAACGUAGAUGUUGACGCUCUA